AUGGGAAGCAUUAAAAGAAAUAAAAAUCAACAUGAAAACACUCAACAUGAAGAAAAGAAUAAAUUAACCGCCUUCGAACACAAUGACGUAGUAUUCUUCAAGCACAAGGAGAAAAACAAAAUAGGAAUUGGAAGAGUAGUCAAUGUCUACACAGAACUCAAAAUUAAUGAUAUUCUUUUAACAUCCGAUGAUAACAUAACCCUGGCCGACUACAUCAAAAUAUUGAACAAUAUAAAUAAUAGAAAGUAUGUUCAAAAAUACAUAGCAAAUCUAAGCAGCAAAAAUGUAGGCAACACCACAUACCAAGCUUCUAAUUCCAAUUCAAAUGAAAGAAUCAAUUGUAAGCAUUUCGGGAAGCAGCAAAAACACAACUAUAAAUAUGCCGGUUUGAAGGGAAAAGAUAAAGCAAAACAAAUACACGCCAACACAAGAACGGGAAUCAAUAAGAACAACAUCAACACAAAAAUGAGUAGCAAUAAGAACAACGCCAACAAAAAAACUGGUAUCAAUAACAACAACGGCAACAAAAAAACUGGUAUCAAUAACAACAACGCCAACACAAAAACUGGUAUCAAUAAAAACAACGCCAACACAAAAACCAGUAUCAAUAACAACAACGCCAACACAAAAACCGGUAUCAAUAACAACAACGCCAACACAAAAACCAGUAUCAAUAUCAAUAACAACAACGCCAACACAAAAACCGGUAUCAAUAACAACAACGCCAACACAAAAACCAGUAUCAAUAACAACAACGCCAACACAAAGACCGGUAGCAAUAAGAACAACGCCAACACAAAAAUCGGUAUCAAUAACAACAAGGCCAACACAAAAACAGGAAUCAGUAACAACAACGCCAAGAACUCUGAGUUCAAGGGCGAAAUGAAAAAAACAUGUAGUACAAAAAAAGAGCACACAGAAGAUACUGCCUUUAUGCAUAGUAACAACAUAAGGAACUGGGUAAUGCGCAACCCUGAUGAAAAAAGAGAAGCCAGUAAAUUAUUCUAUAUUGUCCAAUCAUUAGAAAAUUAUAAAUACAUUUUACAAGACAAAAAAGCCUUCAAACAUUAUAAAAUAUUUACUGAUAAGAAGUGGCCACUCAUCAAAGCUCUCUUCUGCAAAAACAUAGAAAAUGAAGUCAGCUUCGUUCUCGCCGUGAAAUUAUUGGAACUUAAAAAGGUAUACGCGAACAAUGUAAAUUUACAAAAUGUUAUGAUAAAUAAUUUGAUGAAAAUUUAUAAAAGUGAAAAAGAUCUCCAUGUAGAUCACCUUGUCUUAAAUUUUAUAAAAAAAUCAGACGUCCGAAUCAUAUUGCAGAAUAAUGUCCUCAUAACUAAUGAUGACUUUAUUGAAAUUUCUUCAAGGUACAAAAAGGAGAAAGAAGCGGACACCGAACGAAAGUUGUCCCACUCGAGCAAGGUUGAUGCCCAUCUGGAUGAAUCAAAUGCAACCACCGAGGGGGAAAUGACGCAUUUGUGGGGUUCCCAAAGAGGAAUUUGCGGGAGCAGUAAAGUGGGAAGCGAUUACAACAACGAGAUAAACACGCCCCAUAAGGGGGGUCAUGUGGAUGCCCAACAGAACGAUAUGCAUCACACAAGUAAUGUAGACUAUUUCAGCAAGGGCCCCCUUGAUUGGGGGACCAAGCACAACCUUAACUUUGGGAAGAAGCGCCCUCCCAAGUAUGCGAUGAAGUAUCUCAUUCAUUACGGGAUGAAGCAACCAGCGGAUUCCCCCCUCUACAGCGACGACCAAGAAGGCUCCCGCAAAAUGGACAAAAAAGACAACAUGAGCCUCCAAAAGUGCACAAGGAAAAGAAAAGUAAUAGAGGGAGAAACGUAUCAAUACGAAUUGAAAGGAAAACUACUGGCCAAGUUUAAGUCCCCACAGGGGGUUACAUACAGAGGAUGCAUUAAAAGCAUUUGCAAAGGUAAAAAUAGCAUUCUUUCCUACUUCUUAAUAGUUCCCUCUUUUUUCUGGUUCAACGAUUCUUACUACUUCUCUUGCUUAAACAUCGAUAUGGACAUUUUUCAACUUUUGGAAAUAAUCAAAAUUGUUGAUAACUCACGGAAGAAACAAAUAGAAAGCAUAUCUUUAUCCAAGUACAAAAGUUUGAGGAGAAUUUACCACUCUAUGUAUAACCCUAAUCCUAAUGGGGUCCACAGCUUCUUACGAAAGGGGGCGGCAACAAAUAAUAAGCCCGUGAAAUUCCGGGUGCGUGGCCCAAUGGGGGAAAUAGCGAAAAACACAAGAAGGCGCAAAAGGCUUACACUACAAGUGAAGCUAGGCAACAGAAACAGAAAAAAACUUGGCAUACACAAACCGUUAAAGCUUAGUGUCACCAAGAAAAAAACACGAAGGGAAGUUAGGAAAAGGAAAAAGGGACAGGAAGAAUGCCUAGAUGGUAAGUCUGGUAGAGGGUUAAAAAUUAAGAAGCGAAAAAAGGAAGUGGUGCAGCCAGAAGUAACCAAAAAAAAGCAAAAGGGGAGAAAGAAGAAAGUAGUACCAAUUCAAGAGGAGAGAAACGGGGAAGAGGUGAAAGAAGUUAAGGGGAUCCCAGAUCUAGAAGAAGUCAAAAUGAAAAAGGAAAUGGAACAGGAGACAGGGCACAAAAACGGAGAAGAAGUGCGCCACAACAACGAAAAGAAGAUAACCCACGAGAACGAAACCAAGGCGAACAACAACAAACCAGAAACGAAGCCCCUUUGCAAAUCGCCACACGAUCUGGAUGGUAAUAACCCAACCAAACCCAUGCAGGAUUCAUCCACAAAGAGGUCCUUCUUCAAAAUAAGCAAGGAAAAAACAAACAGGUACCUUACGAAAUUUGCAUAUUUCUUUAAAUUUUCGCUGAGCAGCAAACAGAAAUUUAAGCAGGAUGAUGAAGAGGGUAAAGAAGGAACUGAGCCCCAAACGAAUGGAAGCCGAGAUGCACAUGACAAUAGCUACAUGAAGGAUGAUAAAAAGGUGACAACAAUUAUGACGGACACGCAUGUGAACGAGAACAACAUAAAUGUAAUUGCCAAGGUGAAUGAGGAGAGGGAGGACGUGAACUUUAGAAAAGAAGAUCCAGAUGACAAGACUCCUAACAGAAAUUCCAAUCAGGGAUGUGCAAAUAUGAAUGAAGUCACAGGGGACGCAGAUGAUCAAAUGGAAGAUCCGGAUAAGACACUUCUGAGUAAAUUAAUUGAAAGUGAUAAAGAGCUAGAGAAACACAGCCAUCUGGAUCCCCCCUCCGUGGGUAAAGGAAGCGGAGACGAGAUGCACAAACAUGUCAGCUAUCAUCAACAAAAUGUGGAUGAAAAUGGAGUAACAAUAAGCGACCAUAAGGAACACUUAAAUGACAAUGAGGGUAACACCCCUAGUGCAGUUAUUGAAGAGGGAGUUCUAAAGGAUAAUCCUAAACAGCUACAAGGCACAGUGGAACCUUUAUAUCAGCACAUGGACCAAAUGGGCAUUACAAAUGAGGAGAAAAUUUUUAAAAAAGAAAAUUUUGGAGACCUCAAUGAAGUUAACGAUGCAAAACCUACAAAUUACAAAAGUGACAUUCUGGGCGAUAAAAGAGAUUCACUCAAUAGCGGCAGUAGAAGCUAUCAGAACGAAUCAACAACUAGCCAAAAUUCCUAUGAAAAGAAGGAAGCAGUGAACUGUGAGAAUGUAUGCGACAGGAACGAAUUCAAGGCUAGCCCAAAGUACGACGAAAAGAUGGAACAGACGAUCGGAGGAGUAACUAGCGAAGUGAACGAUCCGAUGAACGGCGCACUUACGAGCUUCUCGAAUGAUCCGAUGAAUGGAGCAAUUAUGAGUUUCUCAAACGAACAGAUGAACGAAACAAUAAUUAGUGACACAAAACAUGUAGAUAACGGAUCGAAAACGUAUCUCACAAAGGUGAGUAACACAAACAACCUUGUGAAAAAACAACCAGAAGAAGGAAAUCAUUACAAUUUCACAGUACACAUAAACCUCUCAAAUCAAAAUGACACGCCCAUAAUGUGUAGGACCACGCAGGCCUACUGCAACGACUACUGUGAGAACAAACUCGCCGAGCACAUAAAGAAAUUCCUAGACGAUGAAAAAAUUAAAAAAAUUGAAAGGCUGUACAAAUUUUGCAAAGAAGACAUAAACAUUUUACUAUACGUUUACGUCAUGCAUAUAUAUGUGAACAAAUUAUGCAAAAACGUAAUUGUAAAAGUAUUAAAUCCCAAGUGUAAAAAUGUGAAAAAAAAAAAAUAUCCUGAUAACGACUUCAUUUUAACCCCCCUGAUAGGGUACUCGUACUCGAAUUAUUACUACCUAAAAAUAAAUAGAAGGAAAAGAAAAACGAAAAUGAAAACGAAAAAAAAAGCAGAAAAAAAAACCAGGAAAAAAAUGAAAGCAAAAAUAAAAACGGAAAAAAAAAUAAAAACAGAAAAGAAAAUCGAUAGGAGAUUCAAACUAAUUAAGAAAACUUUGAUAACAAAGAAAAGGAGAAGGAGAAAAAAAAAAAAAAUAGAACAAAAAGAAAAAUUAACAGAACAAACCAGAACAGAAGUUAAAACAAGGAGGAAAACAACUCGCAAGAAGAAAAGUGACCUUUUAAGUGACACAUACAUGAAGCCGAAAAGGUCUAGCUCUAGCUUGGAAAUAAUUUCAAAAAUGAAAAACACGGAUGACGAAACGUAUGGAAAAACAAAAAAUGUAAUAAAAUGUAUCACCAAAUUUGUAAAUUUUUAUUUAUGGGGUAUAUACAAUUGGAACUACAACAAGACGCUGCGCGUUUCUUUUAAUAACAUUUCGAAUAAAAAAAUAAGCAGCUUUGAUAUUUACAAUUUCUUCUUUUACAAUUAUGACACCAUCUCCAACUUAAAUGAAAUAAACAAAGACCUAAGCACAUUAAUAAGCAUUUACAAAAAGGUAAGAACUGUUUUGUAUCAAAAUUCGUCUAUAUAUGGGAAUUUAUUCUUAUUAAAACCGACGAACAGCAUGACCAGAACGCAUUCCGAUGAUGAGCUAAUAAAAUUCUGGCUAAGAACAUUAAGCGAGCUGCAUAAAAUCAGGGAAGGCUUCUGCAAAUUCUUUUAA
Messenger RNA from Plasmodium inui San Antonio 1, 5055 nucleotides. RefSeq lists its product as hypothetical. NCBI's taxonomy places the organism in Eukaryota, Apicomplexa, Aconoidasida, Haemosporida, Plasmodiidae. The record is from RefSeq and is a predicted model, not a curated record. Bases 1 to 5055 code for a protein of 1684 amino acids. The transcript is spliced from 4 exons.